This is a messenger RNA of Dichotomopilus funicola, 1032 nucleotides long. RefSeq lists its product as uncharacterized. Gene Ontology annotation, cellular component: nucleolus. Lineage: Eukaryota; Fungi; Ascomycota; Sordariomycetes; Sordariales; Chaetomiaceae. The transcript has 3 exons. Gene Ontology annotation, molecular function: rRNA binding. Bases 1 to 1032 code for a protein of 343 amino acids. Gene Ontology annotation, biological process: ribosomal small subunit biogenesis. The record is from RefSeq and is a predicted model, not a curated record.
AUGGGCAAAUCAUCUAGGAAAAGAGAGCGCACUGAGGAGGAUGGCGCCGACAGCCACGACGCCAAGCCGGUGGUCAAGAAGAGUAAACUCGACAGCGCCGGCAAGGCAGAGAUCACCAAGAAGAGCGCCAAGGUGAAGGAGGUGAAGCCUAAGAAGGAGAAGAGAGAGAAGAAGGACAAGAAGGAGAAGAAGGAAAAGAAGGAGAAGAAGGAAAAGAAGGAGAAGAAGGAAAAGAAGGAAAAGAAGGAAAAGACGGAGAAGAAGGAAAAGAAGGAGAAGAAGAAGAAGUCCAAGAGUGAAGAUCUCGAAGCCUCUCCCAACUCCGACAAGCCUGCCGCUAUUGCGCCUGGGGGGCCCAAACCGGCAACGGAAGACGCCGUCAGCGGUGUCAACGGUGCGAAUACCAGCCACAAAAAGAGCGACAAAGACAAGAAGAAGAAGAAGAAGACCAGCAAAUCCACCGAGCCAGAGCCCGCCGCCGAAGCCCCUACCACAGCACCCCAAGAAGCAACAGCUGAUAACGAAGAAGACAACAACGAAGCCAACGGCACCAACGGCAAGGCCAACCGCUUCAUCUGCUUCGUCGGCAACCUCCCCUUCACCGCAACCGCCGACACCGUGCGCGCCCACUUCGCCACCUUGCAACCGAUCUCGGUGCGCCUGCUGACCCAGCGUGACGACCCGUCCAAAUCGCGCGGUAUCGCCUUUGUUGAGUUCGGCCGGUACGACCACAUGAAGACAUGCCUGGAGAAGUUCCACCACACUGAGUUUGUUGACGGUCGGACUGGCCAACCGAGGCGGAUUAAUGUUGAGUUGACUGCCGGUGGCGGCGGCAAAACCUCCGCGCGACAGGACAAGAUCAAGCAAAAGAAUGCCAAGCUCAAUGAGGAGCGAGCGAACCGCAUGGCGCGUGAAGAGGAAGCCAAGCAGGAGAAGGCGGCGGCGGCCGGGUCGGGCAUGACACAGGAGCAGCGGGACCAGGACGCGAUACACCCGAGCCGGAGGGGCCGCGUACCAUUUGGAAGAAAUUAA